Messenger RNA from Malus domestica (apple), 2310 nucleotides. Its product is annotated as polyamine oxidase 2. The record is from RefSeq and is a predicted model, not a curated record. Gene Ontology annotation, molecular function: polyamine oxidase activity. Lineage: Eukaryota; Viridiplantae; Streptophyta; Magnoliopsida; Rosales; Rosaceae. Gene Ontology annotation, biological process: polyamine catabolic process. Gene Ontology annotation, cellular component: peroxisome.
UCAAAUCUCUCUCUCUCUCCAGAAUUCACGUGUCGUUUUCACCAAUUUCUCACAAAACCCACUAAAUUCCAGUUUGCACCCAAAUCCGCGGCCAAAAAUCCCGACUUUCACCCCCCUCCCCCCGAUCUCUCCAUUGUUCGAUUGCGCUCGAUAUCUCGCCGGAAAUCGGAAUCCGAUCGGCGAUCGCAGCUGUUUGAGAAAUCGUUUGGUAACAAGAAAGUCGCAUGAGCUGGUUGGGAGAGCUCGGUUUUUCAAAGAGGACAUUGAAUUCCAAUUCCAAUUCCAAUCACUUCAUUACGUGUCUCUUGCUCUUCAUUCCCCAUUACUCCCCUCAAUUGCCUCUUACCAUUCUUAAAUUCGAGAAGAAAGCCCUCGAUCCUUUAUUAUUAUUAUUAUCUAAUUUUAAUUUUAAUCCCAAUUUUAAUUUUAAUUCCAAUACCAAUUUCGAUUUGAAUCACCAUGGCGUCUGGAAGCAAGAGUAAUCACCAAUUGCGAAGAGCUCUUUGCUCAAAUGGUGAGAAGAGGCAGCGAUCGGCGCCGUCUCCGUCUGUAAUAGUUAUAGGCGGCGGCAUGGCGGGUGUUUCAGCCGCACGUGCUCUCCACGAUGCUUCAAUUCAGGUUGUGCUGUUGGAGUCUCGAGAUAGACUUGGCGGUCGAGUUUGCACCGAUUACUCAUUCGGUUUCCCCAUUGAUUUGGGUGCAUCAUGGUUGCACGGAGUAUGCAAAGAGAAUCCAUUGGCACCAUUGAUUGGGAGACUGGGGUUACCCUUAUACCGUACGAGUGGAGAUAACUCUGUGUUAUAUGACCAUGACUUGGAAAGCUAUGCACUCUUUGAUAUGGAUGGGAAUCAAGUUCCUCAAGAUUUGGUCACGAAAGUUGGCGAAGUAUUUGAGAACAUUUUGAAAGAGACAGACGCGGUAAGACAGGAAUUUAGUGAGGACAUGCCCAUUGCCCGUGCUUUCUCAAUUGUUUUUGAAAGGAAACCAGAAUUAAGGUUGGAAGGAGUUGCGCAUAAGGUACUGCAGUGGUAUUUGUGCAGAAUGGAAGGUUGGUUUGCUGCAGAUGCUGAUACAAUUUCACUUAAAUGCUGGGAUCAGGAAGAACUGCUCCCUGGUGGUCAUGGUCUGAUGGUCAGGGGUUACCUCCCUGUUAUUAACACCCUUGCCAAGGGUCUCGAUGUACGCUUGAGCCACAGGGUCAAAAAAAUAACAAGGCGAUAUAAUGGGGUGAAGGUAACAGUAGAGGAUGGGAGAACGUUUGUUGCAGAUGCUGCUGUUGUUGCUGUUCCUCUCGGUGUGCUUAAAGCAAAGAGCAUAACGUUUGAGCCAAAGCUACCCGAUUGGAAGGAAGCAGCCAUUGAAGACCUCGGAGUGGGAAUUGAGAAUAAAAUCGUAUUGCACUUUGAAAAUGUGUUUUGGCCAAACGUGGAGUUCUUAGGAGUGGUUGCUGACACAUCUUACUGCUGCAGCUACUUUCUAAAUCUUCACAAGGCAACCGGUCACUCUGUGCUUGUUUAUAUGCCUGCAGGGCAGCUGGCUAAAGACAUAGAGAAAAUGUCUGAUGAAGAGGCUGCUAAUUUUGCUUUUACGCAACUCAAGAAGAUCCUUCCAGACGCUUCUACUCCGAUUCAGCAUCUUGUUUCUCGCUGGGGUAGCGAUGUUAACACGCUCGGGUCUUAUAGCUACGACAUGGUAGGCAAACCGCAUGAUCUGUACGAGAAGCUAAGGGUCCCGGUGGAUACCCUAUUUUUUGCCGGGGAGGCAACAAGUGUGGACUUCCCAGGCUCAGUGCACGGUGCAUUCGCUACUGGAGCAAUGGCAGCCGAAGACUGCAGGAUGAGAGUUCUUGAGCGUUAUGGGGAGUUGGAUUUGUUCGAGCCAGUCAUGGGCGAGGAGGCCAUGUCUAUACCGCUUCUUAUCUCCCGCCUGUAACUUCCCGGCCGCCAUCCUCCGGCUACAUGAACCCAAGUCUUGAAGAUACGUUCACGUCAGAAUGGCUCACAUAAACUCGCCAUUUCGAUUGGGGUGGCUGGGAAAGGGUGUGGAAAAUUACUGUUUUCCCUGUGGAUCAAGCAGUGGUGUUUUGUGUUUGCAGGUCUCAUGUGAGUGGCAUAUAUCAGUAUUUGCACAAUCAUUGGACGAUCACUGAAUUAUUAUUAUUAUUAUUAUUAUAAAAUAUAGCCUAAGAAUAAAAUAGGUAACGGAAUAUUAUAAAUAAAUUGUGAUAUUUAGGUGGCCUCCGUUUAAUUGUGAUAUCCGUUACCCAAAUUACAAAGUAGAAUUUGAAUACUACAACUUAUCAGCCGCUCA